Saitoella complicata NRRL Y-17804 is the source of this 1770-nucleotide messenger RNA. Its product is annotated as WD40 repeat-like protein. The record is from RefSeq and is a predicted model, not a curated record. The transcript has 5 exons. The coding region runs from base 1 to 1770 and encodes 589 amino acids. NCBI's taxonomy places the organism in Eukaryota, Fungi, Ascomycota, Saitoellomycetes, Saitoellales, Saitoellaceae. Gene Ontology annotation, molecular function: protein binding.
AUGGAUCAUCAGCCUGGUACUUAUACGCCUCCGCAUCUGUCUGCGGAUUCGGCGGGCGUGCAGCUUCCAGUUCCGUUCUCGCCGACGUCGAGUGCACCUCCCUUCCCUCUAGCUGCUUCAUCCAGCUUGAUCGAAGUUCCAACUCCAGCACCGUCACCUCAGCCACAUACUAACGAGCUGGCUCGGUCAUGGAAGACACUGUGUACUGAUGCUGACAGUGAUGGUGCUUUUGAUGAAAUCCGUGAGAAGUUUAGCACUAUGCCGGCGAAAGACCGCGGGGAGUUGUUGAUCGACUUGCUGAGCAUGUGCACCACGCAAGAGCUAGUAUCGGUGAAUGCUUUCGUUGCGCCUCGGCUGAAACGCGACUUUCUGAAAGAGCUGCCCACUGAGUUGGGUCUUAGGAUUCUCUCGUAUAUCGACGACGCACCGACGCUUGCACGGGCAUCACAAGUAUCCCGGCAUUGGCAUAGCCUUUUGAACGAUGAUUUGACGUGGAAGCUGUUGUGCCAAAAACACCGUUAUCGGAGGCUUAGCUCUAUAUCUGCUACGGAAGAUGAAACGGCAGCGACAAAAUUGCCACCCUCAAGCUCCCUUUUACCUACAAGCUCUGGGCCCAAACAUGGGUCGGGCCUGUCAUCGUCCUCCUCAACAAGGCCACCCAAGCCAACCUCUUACAAAAGUCAUUUCAAGCAGCGGUACAUCGUGGAACAAGCAUGGCGGUCCGGAGGAAAGAUUUUGGCAAAGCAUAUCACCCAGGACAACGGUGUAGUGACUGCCCUGCAUCUUACGUCCACAUAUAUUGUAGUCGGCCUCGACAACUCGAAGAUUCACGUGUUUGACCAGAACGGCAAGUUUCUACGAACACUGAUUGGUCAUGAUGCAGGCGUGUGGGCCUUGGUGCCGUAUGGUGAUACUUUGGUCUCUGGAGGGUGUGACCGCGACGUAAGAGUAUGGGAUUUGAGGACUGGCAUGUGCCGUCAUACUCUACAGGGACACUCGUCAACUGUCCGGUGCCUCAAGAUGAGUGAUUCCAAGACGGCGAUUUCAGGGUCAAGAGAUACGACGUUGAGAAUUUGGGAUAUCGAACGCGGCGAAUGUCGUCGCGUACUUAUAGGACACGGAGCUUCUGUUCGAUGUGUCGAGGUCUGGGGUGAUCUCUGUGUUAGUGGGAGUUAUGACACCACCGCUAGGAUAUGGAGUAUCUCGACUGGGCAGUGCUUGAAAACCCUGCAGGGUCAUGUUAGCCAGAUUUAUGCCAUAGCUUUCGAUGGCGAACAUAUCGCAACGGGCUCUCUCGACACCACCAUUCGCAUUUGGGAUCCUCAAUCUGGCAUGUGCUUGUCAGUUCUUCAAGGUCACACAUCGCUUGUCGGUCAACUGCAAAUCCGGUAUCCAACGUUGGUGACGGGUGGUUCCGAUGGCAGUGUACGGGUGUGGGAUCUGGAAACGCACAGCUGCGUUCACCGAUUGGCUGCGCAUGACAAUAGUGUUACCAGUUUGCAGUUUGAUUCCAUGAGAAUCGUGUCGGCAGGCAGUGACGGGCGCGUAAAGGUUUGGGAUCUUCAAACAGGCGCCUUGAUCCGCGAGCUGUGCAGUCCAGCUGAUGCGGUAUGGCGCGUUGCUUUCGAGGAAGAGAAGGCCGUGGUGCUAGCGAGUAGAAACCAAAGGACUACCAUGGAACUGAUUUCAUUUGAGGCUUAUCUGAAUGAUCCGUCUAUGGACUACACGGAAUAUCAGGUUAAGGCUCUCAAUGAUCAGAAAUGGGACUGA